AUGAUGAGCUAUUUGAUGAUGAAGAAAAUAAAAUAUCUAUAGCUUACAGAAAAAAUUUUCCAGUAAAAAAGACUAAGAGCAUAUGUUAAUGUUCUCAUAAAUAAGGCUACUAUCAGAAAAGAAGAGUAAGCGAAUGCUGUUGAUAAUGUAAAGUCAAGUGAUUACUACAAGCUAAAGUCGCUAAUUUAUUCUUUCAAAUUUUUCUUCAUACAAACUAAUGAUCUUUGUGAUUUGACUACAGUAUUAGGACUAAUUUUUAUAUUGAGGAAACUUGAAAUAGGAUUCUUUGGAGAUUUAAGCGAUGAGGCUUUUGAAAGAUAUGCUCUAAUGAGUUUUAUUGAAACUGCCUUAGAGUUAAUAUAUACUAUCAUUACUCCUUACUUUAUUAGAAGAUUCACAGUAUAUAAGUAGUUUUAUCCUUCAUUAGGAGGACAGGAUACAUUUUUCAAGAAUAUAGUGCCAUUUACUGGCUUUGUAGUAUUUAUGUUUCCACUAACAUUCAUCAAGUUAUUAUACGAACCUCAAAAUUAAUGA
This is a messenger RNA of Stylonychia lemnae, 534 nucleotides long. Lineage: Eukaryota; Ciliophora; Spirotrichea; Sporadotrichida; Oxytrichidae. The record is from the annotation of a GenBank genome assembly.